This is a messenger RNA of Parnassius mnemosyne (clouded apollo), 792 nucleotides long. The record is from the annotation of a GenBank genome assembly. NCBI's taxonomy places the organism in Eukaryota, Metazoa, Arthropoda, Insecta, Lepidoptera, Papilionidae.
AUGGAAUCUCCAAGACAGUUAGAAACCGAUACCGUAGAGUAUUGGAGAAUACAAGCUAAACAUUAUGAGCAAAAAGCUAACGACAUUCAACAAGAACUAGAUGAGUACACAGAAAAUUCAGCACAACUUGAGAAAGAAUUAGAAGCAUCAUUAGUACAAGUUGAAAAACAGAAUAGAGAUUUGGAAUUUCAAAAUCAACGUUUAAAAAAUGAAAUUGAUAUACUCAGGAAAAAAUUAGAACGAAGUCAACAUGAAACAAAUGCCUUAGAAAGUGAAUUACAAGCAUUAAAAAUAGAAAAGGAGAAACAAGCAAUUUACAUAAGAGAAAUCGAACAGAAAAAUGAUGAUCUUGAAAGAGGACAAAGGGUUAUAUCGGAGUCAGUCUCAUGUAUAGAAACAUUACUAAACCAAGCAUAUGAAAGAAAUGCUGUUUUAGAAAGUGAAGUAGAUGAAAUUGAAAACUUGAGAGUUAAACUUCAAAGAGCAACCGAUGAGGCCAGAGAUCUCAAACAGGAAUUAAAAGUUAUAGAAAAAAUACCAGAAUAUAAGAAGGAAGAUGGCAGUGUAAAUGAAAAUGUGUGCAAUGGUGUGUCCAUCACAAAUACAUCUCGAACACAAGUUGAAAUAGAAACACAAACUUCAAUAUCUUCACCACAGAAACGUGAAAUUAACGGCAAUGCAAUGACACCUUCUUCCCGAGUUACGGCAAUAAAUAUAGUUGGAGAUCUGCUGAGGAAAGUGGGGCGAGCGACAAAGUCGAAACGACAGACUCGGCUCCUCGCCGUAUGGUAG